AUGAUCCUUAUUGAACCCUUUCACUCGGCUGUGAGAGACGUUGUUCUUGCUCAGCUUCAAGCCUACAAGAAUCACCUCCAAUAUCCUGAUAAAUUCCAAACAGUUGCUGACAUUAAUGACAAUGUAGCGGAUUUCGAUGGCAUACUCUACUCUAUUGUCCGAAAACCCGAUAGUAAUAUCCUCACCGUCAGCAUUUCACUUUCCUUCUACAAGGAAAUUGAAAAAUUUGGCGACUCUAAGGUUCUUGUUAGGGAAUAUGGAAGUUACCUAAAGCCUGGAGCAGAAUCGGGUACUUCGGUCACUCUGCAAUUCGACUGCAACCAUCUGCCAGAUAACUUGGAAGCUCUUGCCACAAAAGCCGCCUUACUUCGUCGAAAUUGUUUUGCCAGCGUGUUUGAGCAUUUCUUCGACUAUCAGGUGGCUAAUGCUUCUUCACCCUCGGCUAAAAUUCUCCAGGGAACUAUCCACUUCCGUUCUGAUGAGACAAUGUUCGUCCAAGCCAUGUCAGAUCGUGUGACUGUCAUCUUCAGCACUCGAUUUAAGGAUCCACACGAUAUUGUUCUGGGCAAGGUCUUCCUUCAGGAGUUCUCGGAGGCAAAGCGCCGUUAUGACGGAGCUCCACAAGUCAUUUAUCAACAUCGUGAUCCACCAAAAGAGCUUCGAGGCACGGAUGCAGUUUCUGGUGAAAAUAUCUUUUACAUCACUUUCGUUCUUUCGCCGCGCCACGUAUCCGCUCAGAAUCGUUCGAAAACCAUCGACCUUAUUCACCUCAUGCGUACGUACAUGCACUACCACAUCAAAUGCAUGAAGGCCUACUUGCAGAUGCGAAUGCGAGCCAAGACGAGCGAAUUUCUCAAAAUUCUUAACCGCGCUCAUCCCAAUGCGGACUCUGUCACCGCUAGAACCUAUGCUAUUAGCGAUUCAGACAUGUCGAGCAUUCAAAUGCUGAGGUCCUCUACGAGCUUCCGCAAGGUGCGUCCAAGUUAA
Messenger RNA from Echinococcus granulosus, 987 nucleotides. Its product is annotated as Actin-related protein 2/3 complex subunit 2. Gene Ontology annotation, cellular component: Arp2/3 protein complex; actin cytoskeleton. The record is from RefSeq and is a predicted model, not a curated record. Gene Ontology annotation, biological process: actin filament polymerization; Arp2/3 complex-mediated actin nucleation. The coding region runs from base 1 to 987 and encodes 328 amino acids. Gene Ontology annotation, molecular function: structural constituent of cytoskeleton; actin filament binding. The transcript has 7 exons. Lineage: Eukaryota; Metazoa; Platyhelminthes; Cestoda; Cyclophyllidea; Taeniidae.